GGUCAGGCGAUUAAAGCCUUGGAUAUUGGCCAGUGAGCUCUCAAACUGGCCUUUUAAAAGAUUCUUGAAGAGGGACCCUCUGGGGAAGAUGUCAGGGCAAACUUCCUAGCUGCUAGGAAAGCACACAGCCUUUUCAAAGGGGUUCUAGAAGCCAUUGCCUCAUACUUGGAGGUCACGCGUCUCUUCUCAACUGAGGUCCAAGAUGGUUUGCAAAACAGUUCUGAUCACCGGUUGCUCCUCUGGAAUUGGACUGGCUUUGGCUGUGAAGUUAGCACAGGACAAGCAGAAAAGGUUCAAAGUGAUUGCCACAAUGAGAAAUUUGUCCAAGAAGGAAAAGUUAGAAGCAGCAGCAGGCUAUGCCCUCCACAAAACUCUGGAAAUCAAACAGCUGGAUGUCUGCGAUGAGAAAUCCAUCCGCAACUGCAUCAACAGUAUUCCCCAACGGCACAUUGACAUCCUCAUCAAUAACGCUGGUGUUGGUCUCAUUGGUCCCAUUGAGUGCCAGUCUAUUGAGGAGAUGAAGGCCAUCAUGGAGACUAACUUCUUUGGUGUGGUGAGGAUGAUCAAGGAGGUCCUCCCUGACAUGAAGAAAAGGAAAAAUGGUCACAUUGUGGUCAUCAGCAGUGUCAUGGGUUUGCAAGGUAUUGUGUUCAAUGAUAUCUACACAGCCUCCAAAUUUGCUAUUGAGGGCUUCUGCGAAAGCCUCGUCAUCCAGGCGCUCAAGUUCAACAUCUUCGUCAGUUUGAUAGAGCCAGGUCCAGUGGUCACUGAGUUUGAGAUGAAGGUCUAUGAAGAUGCGGAGAAGGCCGACUAUUCCCAGACUGAUUCUGAAACAGCUGAGAUAUUCACCAAGAUCUACCUGAAGAAUUCCAAGGCCAUCUUCUCCAGCUUGGGCCAAACCCCAGAAGAUGUGGCUGAGCACACGUUGAAGGUCAUCACCACCGCCAAGCCACCCUUCCGUCACCAGACUAAUGCCAUCUAUACACCCAUGACUGCCCUCAAGCAUGCUGACCCCACUGGGGCCCUGAUGACUGACUCCUUCUACAAGAUGGUCUUCAGAUAUGACACCCUUUUGCAUGUCAGCUUGAAGGCCAUCCGGCUCAUCCGCUGGCAAGCCCACAAAAUGAGACAAGGGGCCAGGCUAUUGGGCUUCAGAUGAGGUGCUUCAGAGGCUUAAAGAUGAGAGUUUCAAGGAGAGGAGAGACCAGGAGGCAAUACCAAGAGACCCAAUCAGGAGAACAUUUCAAGGAUUUGUUUCAUUAUGGCAGAUUUUCUGUCUGCAAUUUUUAAAUGUUCAUAACAUUUAGUUGUAUCUUCACACCACAUCAGGGUGGAUAACUGUGGAAGGCAAGGAGACAGUAUUAAACUUCUAGGAUCCAUUAGAUGGUCACAUCACCCAAGCUAGUUUUGCAAAAAGUGUUUAUAACAAUUGCCUCAAGGGCCCCUGAGGGACCUGAGGUAUAUUUUCAUCAUGAUGUUGGGCCUUCUAUUUAGGUCCAAAUAAGUUGAGAUAACAAUAGGAAAUAAUUGGAAAUCGCCUCCAAAUGUGAUGGAAAUACACUCCCCCACUACUCCUGGCAGCCAUAAAGAUGUCUUGGGGGUUGCAUAUAGACCUCUAUGUUACAUCUUUAAGUCCUGUUUUGUAUAUGACUUGCAUGCUUUAUCACCGUAGCAGGUAUCCUAUUGGCUUAUCUCAACUAGAGCAGACAUAUUUUUGAUCAUUUGUUGUAUGGUGAGUUGACACAAACUAGAGAAAUCCAGUGGAUUCAAUGGCUCUUCUAUAACCAGAACUAACAAUAGAAUUUAAGCACAUGAUUUGGGGCCAGAAUCCAGUUGGAGCCUUAUGCUUGCAUUGAAAUAACUGCACAAACAGUUGCAUUUUGUCAGAGAUUAUAUAAGUGAACCAAUGGUUUUACAAGAAUAUAUAAAUAAAGCCAGUGAGAUAUGGUGAAAACUGGAAUCCAUCAAGGGACAAAAUGUUAAUGGGUAGGAGGAACUCAGUCCAAGAUAAAGUGAAAAUGGUCAAUUUGACUAAUAUGGGAGCUUAAAUCCGUACUGGAUCUGCAAAUAUAACAACUGGACUUUUUUUGCUGGUUGUAAAACCAGCAAUCCUUAAUCUACUUUCUAGAGAGCUCCUAUUCAACUGAAUAAAGUCUGUUUCUAAGUCAAUACACUUUCCUGGAGAUCAUGCAAUUGUAAAUAGAAAGCAUGAGACAGUAUGGUGUCACACCAUGUAGAGCCCAAGUUAUAGUUGUGGGGUUGGACAAGAUCUGCAGUUGUGGAAAUAAAUUUGAGUCCUUCCCAGUUAUGAUGUAAAAAUGUUCUUUACACUAUAAAGUUUAUGACAGA
Anolis sagrei ordinatus is the source of this 2349-nucleotide messenger RNA. RefSeq names its product retinol dehydrogenase 8-like. The record is from RefSeq and is a predicted model, not a curated record. Gene Ontology annotation, biological process: estrogen biosynthetic process. Gene Ontology annotation, molecular function: estradiol 17-beta-dehydrogenase [NAD(P)+] activity. NCBI's taxonomy places the organism in Eukaryota, Metazoa, Chordata, Lepidosauria, Squamata, Anolidae. Gene Ontology annotation, cellular component: cytoplasm; cytosol.